GGAGAAUUAGUGGGGUCCGGUCCAGAUAAUAAAUUCGUUAAUUACGAGUCGAGCAACGGGCCGAAUUCCAGGCUGGUGUGCGGGUCCAACCACGAGGGCGCGGCCGGCAUCCUCGUGGGUGGACCCUGCUGGUUGUUGUCUCAAUUCGGCCGCGUAGACCAAGCGUUACGUUUAGUUCCGUUGCGCUGAUUUAUGUUACGACACUUCAUGAAUCCCCUUCUCGCACUGGCAGGCGCUUUCUCUUUCUCUAUAAAAAUCGCGAUCAGCUGCUCUGCCCUCGUCCUCAAAACGCUCGCAUCCCAAGCCGCAUCGUUGCAGUAGAAGAGAAGGAGAUUGCCUUCUGAGAGGUUUCUUGCUCGCUCCCCGCCCGACGCUUGUAAGAUACUGCGGAUAUCGCCAGGCCUCGGGGCGUUCGUCUAGCUAGGAGUUGGCGUUCCGUGGACCGUCUUUGAUUCGAUCAAGAGUGAGAGUGAUGGCUCGGGCCCUUUCUUUUGGUUUGAUGGCGGUCAUAGCGGCAGUCGCUUUCGACCUGGCGCUAACGCCGGUCGUCCGGGCGGUUUCUCCCGCGCCGGCGCCGGCACCGACCAGUGACGGAGUAUCAGUCGACCAAGGGAUUGCUUACCUUCUUAUGCUGGUGGCGCUGGUGCUCACCUAUCUCAUCCACCCCUUGGACGCCUCCUCCCCGUACAAGCUCUUCUGAGGACGAUCAACUCAUGGCUUUCAGUAGUAGCGGUCCACCGACAGAGAGAAUGCUUUCGUUUUUCGUUUUUAUUUUUGUGCCGUGUGGGUGUAGUGAGGUCUCAUUUGGAUUAUUCUUUUGCUGCUCUUAAUUCCUUUGUGUUGUAGGAUUUUAUUCCAUUCAUGUGUUUAUUAGUUACCCAUCCACUCCUGCUUUUAUCUCUCAGUUCUUCGUGAUGUUAUAUGUCUCAUGUGCCGACCUAUCAGUGUUUUGGUAGGGGAUCACAUUAUAUCUAAUGUAAAUUCAUUAACUCGAUUCAAAAUAUGAAUUUUAUUUAAAA
This is a messenger RNA of Zingiber officinale, 1019 nucleotides long. RefSeq names its product arabinogalactan protein 16-like. NCBI's taxonomy places the organism in Eukaryota, Viridiplantae, Streptophyta, Magnoliopsida, Zingiberales, Zingiberaceae. The record is from RefSeq and is a predicted model, not a curated record. The transcript has 2 exons. The coding region runs from base 473 to 700 and encodes 75 amino acids.